Messenger RNA from Talaromyces stipitatus ATCC 10500, 2894 nucleotides. Its product is annotated as MFS multidrug transporter, putative. The transcript has 4 exons. The record is from RefSeq and is a predicted model, not a curated record. NCBI's taxonomy places the organism in Eukaryota, Fungi, Ascomycota, Eurotiomycetes, Eurotiales, Trichocomaceae. Gene Ontology annotation, molecular function: transmembrane transporter activity. Gene Ontology annotation, biological process: transmembrane transport. The coding region runs from base 128 to 1849 and encodes 573 amino acids.
ACGAUUGUUAAUAUAAAACACUUGGCAAUUAAUAUGUAUUCUUGACAUAUAGUCGAAAGACGUCAUCUCGCAACCAGCAAUAUAUUCAGCUGUCAAUCUUGGAUCACAGAACGAUAACAGAAUCAACAUGGAAAUCCUGGAACCUAUCACUACAGACUCCUCUGGGGACAGCGAUUCUCCAGCAUCACCACGCUCCUCAAUCCCAAAUGACCACCGCCCCAGACUCAAUGACCUCUACAACACCCAGAGCUACGGCGAGGACUCAAUACCCGUCCCCAUUGUCCCCGCACAUACACUCGAAUUGGAAAAGCAGACCACAGCAAAUUCAACGUCGUCAUCAAGAUUUAACCAGCGCGCUCAAUCGGUCAUAUCGCGUAUUCGGAGCAGGGAACCGGGUCAAGUUGCCAGGUUUACGCAUCCGUUGUCACAUACAAAGACUGGGCCGGAUGUUUUGGUUGAUUUUGAUGGACUGGAUGAUCCAUAUCAUCCUAGGAAUUGGGGGUUCAAGAAGAAGUGCAUUACUACGGUGUUGUACGGAUUGACGACUAUGGGCGCAACCCUCGCAAGUGCCAUAUAUACACCAGGCACAUCACAAAUCAGCAAGGAAUUCGGCGUCGGAUCAGAGGUCAGUCUCCUAGGCCUCACCUUUCUAUUGCUAGGUUUCGGAUUUGGUCCUCUGCUAUGGGCACCACUCUCCGAACUAUACGGACGCAGAUUAGCCGUCAUGAUACCCUACUUCGUCGCAGCCAUAUUCUCCUUUGGUACCGCAACGGCAAAGGAUAUUCAAACUGUGCUGAUCACUCGGUUUUUCACGGGGUUCUUUGGUUCGGCACCGGUCACGAAUACGGGUGGUGUGCUCGGUGAUAUCUGGUCACCGCAGGAGAGAGGUGCAGCUAUUGUCGCGUAUGCGAUGGCUGUGGUGGGUGGUCCUACUGUUGGUCCUAUCAUUGGAGGUGCUAUUUGUCAGAGCUAUUUGCGGUGGAGGUGGACUCAAUACAUUACUGGAAUCUAUAUGAUGUUUAUCCUGACCUUGGAUGUCAUCUUCAUCGACGAAACUUAUCCACCCGUCCUCCUUGUAUACAAGGCACAGCGACUGCGCCAUGAAACAGGAAACUGGGCCCUACAUGCAAAACACGAAGAGUGGGAUGUUAGUAUCAAGGAAAUGGCGAAUAAGUACCUAAUCCGACCAUUCGCUCUAUUGAGUACACCAAUCUGUUUCGCCAUCGCUAUAUAUGCCUCAUUUGUCUACGGUAUUCUCUACCUAAACCUCGCGGCAUUCCCGAUCGAAUUUACAGAUGAACGUGGCUGGAACCAAGUUGUGGGUGAAUUGCCCUUUCUGGCCAUGCUAGUUGGAAUCAUGCUAGGUGCAUGUGUGAACCUUCUCAAUCAACGGUUCUAUAUCAGCCGAUUCAAGAAAAACAACAACCGACCCGUCCCCGAAGCCCGUCUUCCACCUAUGAUGAUCGGUUCGGUGGUCUUUGCAGCUGGCAUGUUCAUCUUCGCCUGGACUUCGGAUCGAAAAAUACACUGGAUAGGCCCCGUAAUCGGUGCCGCAUGCAUGGGUCUAGGAUUUUUCACCAUAUUUCAAGCAGCCAUCAACUAUCUUGUCGACACGUUCCCGCUUGCUGCAGCCUCUGCAGUUGCUGCUAAUACCUGUUUGCGAAGUAUAUUUGCUGCUGCUUUCCCCUUGUUCACGGAUGCAAUGUAUAACAAUCUCGGUAUCGAUUGGGCGGCGAGUACACUUGGGUUUAUUUCGAUUGUGUUGAUUCCCAUUCCGUAUUUGUUCUAUGUCUUUGGGCGGAGACUUAGGGCUAGAGGGAAAUGGUCCCGAGCAUCGGUUUAUGAUUAAUGAGACCUUUUUCAAGAUGUGGUUUGUAUAUAUUGGAUCGGUCUGUAUAUAAGAUGAUCUAUAGAUAACUGAUAAUACCUAAUGAAUAUCUAUAUGGACGUGAAUAUGUGAUAUACUCUAGUUAUGUUCAUUCCCUAGUCGUGUUCGUAUCUAUUCCAUCAAUACAUAUUCAAUGUACCAUCGCAGCCCACCUACGUGCACCCAAACACCCAUAGAAAAGAAAAAUAUACACAAUUCCUCACACAACAAGGCUAUUCGACUUCAGGAUGAGAUGCAUGCCACUUACGGAUGGCUUCCUUAGCAGCGGUUACCUUGAGACCAAUUCGAGUAUCGAGAUCGUACGACUCCCACUUCGCCGCCUUCUCGAGAUGUUCGUCACACUCUUGGACGUGUUUCUUCUCAAUAGCAACGAUCUCCUUGUCAGACAAUCCUACGUGUGUGGGUUCAGGGUCCCAGGGUGAGGUAUGCGUUGGUUCAUAGCUAGGUCGCUCCAUCCAAACGUUAGCGGCAAGCUCAAAAUGUGCCGCUGGAAGAACCCAAUUGUCCCGUAGUUGACCCUUGAAAACACUCCGAUCAUGGACCAGGACUUUCUGUUUCAGGAUCUCCUUCGCCUCUGUGUGUUUGCGUAAUGCGCGUAGAAUAGCGGCUCGGAGAAGUUGAGUGAUGGCCUUGUCGUCUUCCUCUUGGUUCUUGACGUUCUGCUCUGACCAUUCCAGUUUGCGCAAUGAAUCUUCCAGUCCCUCCGCUCCCAUGCGGCUAUAUCCAUUCCAGAAGAAAUUCAUCUCUUCAAUUGGAUCAACGCCCACGGCAUCGACGAGAUCUACUUUCAACCCCUUGGCGCGAGCCUCCCAUUUUGCUAUUUUGCGGGUGACAAAGACUUCGAAUGGCAGUUGGCGAGCCAUCAGGCGCUUCUUGCCUGCCACUGUCGGCGCUUUGCGGAUACAUUCUCUGGCCUUUUCCGCAAACACCUGAGCGGCAGCUGGGUCAACAGCGGAUGUAUGGCGGUAUAAAACCACAUAGGCAGAUCCUGCAAUGUAGUAGUAUA